Nasonia vitripennis (jewel wasp) is the source of this 908-nucleotide messenger RNA. It is a transcript of the gene NP15.6, whose product is annotated as NADH dehydrogenase [ubiquinone] 1 beta subcomplex subunit 11, mitochondrial. The transcript has a single exon. NCBI's taxonomy places the organism in Eukaryota, Metazoa, Arthropoda, Insecta, Hymenoptera, Pteromalidae. The record is from RefSeq and is a predicted model, not a curated record. The coding region runs from base 251 to 736 and encodes 161 amino acids.
CUCUCUGCGCGCGCGCCACAGGGACAGACACGUUUCUUCAGACUCCGCGGGUAUAAGUCGGUGGGUCGUCACUGUGUAUUCGCGGCCGACGACUUAGAUCUAUACCCUUUCCGCGGUUGUGAAUCUUAAGAUUUGAUCAGCUGAGAGUAUUUCAUAACAACUGCAGGAGUCCACUCUUUUUCGAGCAGGCUUCGACGGCGUUAAGGAAAAGCUCCGCACGAACAACCAGUAGUUCAUCCCAACGACGAUAAUGGCAGGUAUAAUGUGCCUUCGUAACGCUCAGAGACUGGUGGGUCGACUGAGUCCCGCCGUCGUCUCCAGAACGCGGCAGCCGCUGAACCUCUGCCGCGCCGUCGGCACCUCUGGUACCCAGAAGAGUGAAACCACUACGGUUGACCAAACCAAAACGGCAACAACGACGGCUACUGAGUGCGAAAUCAAGCCUAAGAAGUACUGGGUCUCCUACGGUUUCAGCGAGGAAUCCGAAUACCUUGACAGACAUUUUAUGCACAUGUUCACGUUUAUCUCAAUAUCUGUAGUCUUUGGCAUAGGAGGCUAUAUUCUUAUAUACCUGCCUGACUUUAGGAUGAGAGACUGGGCACUGAGAGAAGCCUAUUUAGAGCUGAGGCGCAGAGAGCAAUCAGGCUUACCACUGAUCGAUCCAAAUGUCAUCGAUCCUGCCAAGGUCAUUCUACCCAGCGACGAGGAGUUAGGAGACCGGGAAAUCAUAAUCUAAGAAAUACAAGGAACUACAAUCUUCUUUUGUUGCUUGUGUGGUGAAACCAUUGUUAAAGCUGUAUGAAAUAAGUUAGGACCAGUGGAGAUAUAUUGGUGUCCAGUUACUGAAUUAUAAUGUAAUGAUAUGCGAGUCAAAUACAGUAAUCGCUCCCUUUAUUAUUAUUCUUGGA